This is a messenger RNA of Aspergillus caelatus, 1431 nucleotides long. RefSeq names its product glycosyl hydrolase family 79 C-terminal domain-containing protein. NCBI's taxonomy places the organism in Eukaryota, Fungi, Ascomycota, Eurotiomycetes, Eurotiales, Aspergillaceae. The coding region runs from base 1 to 1431 and encodes 476 amino acids. The record is from RefSeq and is a predicted model, not a curated record. The transcript is spliced from 7 exons.
AUGACACUCCUUCACCUUGCUGCCGGCCUUCUGGCCGUUGUUGCUCCGACAUCAGCUUUGACCUUUGAGGUACCAGCAUCAGCACCGACAAAUGCAAGCGCUCAGCUGGUUGCGGCACCAGUGGGCCUCUCUCUUGAAUUUUUCACAUUUCCAGCUUAUAUGAGCGACGUCGAUGCAACCAAAACCUGUCUUCAGAAUCUCAAGGAACUGACAGGGACAUGGCCACCACUACGAAUUGGCGGCACCACGCAAGACCGUGCGACAUAUGAUGCGUCUUCCAGCAGCGCAGUCACCUAUACAGUAUCCGAUCCAGCAGAUGCACCUUCAUCACUUACAUUCGGCCCGCCAUUCAUAGCCCUGGCUGCGGACUACGAUGGUCAGGUUAUCAUAGGUCUUAAUCGCCGUCUGAACAAUCAGUCCAACACGAUCGCUGCAGCCACUCUAGCCAAAGAUACAAUAGAGAACCUCUAUGCCAUAGAGCUUGGAAAUGAACCAAAUUUCUUUUCCGAUAGCGACCCUAUUGCAGACGGCGGGUCAUGGGAUGCUGCAGCCGACUACAAAUCGCAAGUAGCUUGGCAGGAUGCAGUUUGCCAGAAUCUGUCCUCAUCAGAUCUCAUUUCAGCAGGCGUCUAUUUUGGCACAUCGCCCAUGAGUAUCUCCGGCUUGUCUUCUGUUGAGGACGAGGCCAACGACCUUGUCAAGGACUACUGCUCGCAUAAUUAUCCCCAGUCACCAAGCACCGCUGAUUUGGCCGGCCUGAUGAGCCACAGUGGUAUUGCAUCUCAAAUCCAACCCUUUGCCUCUGAAGCUUCAGCGGCUGCUGCCAAAGGCAAAGCUCACAUUUUUGGAGAAACUAACUCUGCUACUCAGGGUGGCGGUGGGAUUAGCCCGACAUACGGUGCUGGUCUUUGGAUCCUAGACUACGUGAUGCAAACUAUUCUUAUGGGCACGCAGGCUCUUUACUUCCACCAGGGCACCAUAGGCAACUGUCCGUACUGCUGGUGGGGGCGCUACAAUAUGGGUGCACCUUAUUAUGGCGCGUAUUUUGCGACGAUGGCUCUGGCCAAUGCAGACCAGAUCGCUCCGCUAGAUGACCAGACAACGCCGUACGCAGCAUACGCAAUUUAUCAAGACGGCGCUCCGUCCAGGGUACUAUUGUACAACUCAGACUACUACGCCAAUGGCACACGCCCGUCGCAGACCUUCACACUAAACGGACUGACAUCCUCCAGUGUCACCGCAAAGCGGCUAACAGCGCCCGACUCUACCUCCAGAGUUGAUCAGGGCCAGGUUCCUACCGUUGCCGGUCAAACCUUUGCAAACGAAACAUGUGUUAUCCAGGGUGACGAAGUCAUAGAAACAAGCACCGUGUCUUCCGGUUCAGCCACAUUUACGCUCAGCGCCUCAGAAGCUUUGCUAGUCUAUCUCUAG